UGCGCUAGGGGGCAGAACGACUUAACGCUGAUUUGAUUUGACUCGAGCCGAAUGUUGAGUUCAAUUGUUGCUCAUCGUGAAGAAGCAAAAAAGUAGUUUCAAAGAAAGAUGAAUGGUUGGGAUCAGGAAGUUUACUGCCUUCUGUGUGGCAAGCCCCAGUCCGGUCUUUCUGAUCAUCUGAGAACAGCAUGCAUGAAGGAGAAUGUUGAUGCUCAGCUUAUUGAUCAAGAAGUGAUGAGGGCCAUAGAAUUGCAGAUGAAGUGGUCGAAAGAGGGAAGGAUUAUUAACAUUGCAGAGGUGAAGAAGAUUGUGAAGAGGAACGCUUCGCUCUGUGACUUGGCCGAGUAUUUUGAGAAACAGGGAUUUUUCGUUACGAAUCAGAAAAGUUCCACCAAGAAGAAGGUGAUUGUUCUGGCAAAGGUGGAAAUGGAAGAUGUUUACAAAAGACUUGUUGAAAAAAAAAGUGUUCCUAGUAAGAACCAGACAACCUUCCGCAAUUAUUGUGUGGCCACAUUGUUGUAUAUGCACAAACAGUCUCCCAAGAGCAUUGUUGAAUUCAAGGUACAGGAUUGGAAUAAUAGAAGACAGGACGGAGACAACGUCCUUUUACAGCUUGCUAAAGAACAGACUUUAAAACUCAGCGAGACGGAACACAUGUUUUUAGACUGUUACUUCUGUAACAUAAGGCCUGGGUAUUUGAAGAACAGCUACAAAAAGAAACAUGAGAACUUCUUCUUGACCUCAUCAGGACCCCUUUCGAAUCCCAUUGCAGAUGUGAAUAACUUGUUGAGAAAAUAUGAAUCAGUGGCGCAGAGAAGGGGACCCCCAACAUAUGUUGCAAUGCCAGAGGAGCAGCAGAGUGCUGAAUGUAUCUCACCUUUAAGUUCAUGGUUUGCCUUCGAGGAUAAGUUUCCUGUCACAUUGCAUGGAAAAGCUCCUUCACUAAAGCAGGCAACAGACGCAGGUUUUGUGAAAAACCGUAGAUUGUAUUUCCAAUGGAGAGGUGUGCAGUAUAAACAGCGUGUGCGAUAUGUACUGGGUAAGUAUAGGGAGACUGAUGCCAGGGAGACUGAUGCCAAACCCAAGCCAUCUCAAAUCCAGCCCAUCAUUGAUAAGACCAGAUGGACCACUAACAUUCAGACCAUGGGUGACGUUCUGCUGGCAUGGAUCCAGUUUGCACGUAUGUCUCCUGCUCAGAUUGAAACCGAUGUGUCCACAAGAAAUUCAGUCACCCAGCAGCAAGGGGAAGAGCCGGCUACUGAAAAUGAGAAAGUCGCCGAGCAGCAAAGGGAAGACUUGUUAUCAAAAACAAGGAUGAGGUUGAAAAUGAUGCAUCUGAAAUUAAUUUAGUCUCCGAGCAGCAAGGGGAAGAUCUGGUUAUUAAAAAAGAGGAAGAUGUUGAAGAUAAUGUGUCACUAAAUUUAGUCAAAAAGCAGCAGUGGACAAAGCUGGGUAUCAAAAAGGAGAAAGAUAUCAUGGCCACAAUGGAGUUCACUGCAAACCAGAAUCAGCAUGGCUGGCGCAGUGAAAUAGUACCC
Molecule: messenger RNA, 1538 nt
Organism: Triplophysa dalaica
Lineage: Eukaryota; Metazoa; Chordata; Actinopteri; Cypriniformes; Nemacheilidae
Exons: 10
Coding region: 109-1350 (413 amino acids)
Source: RefSeq, a predicted model, not a curated record